AUGGAGUUCAACCGGAGCCAGGCGGCUGGUAAUGGCAAGUAUGUGGAGCUUUUCGCUCAAAGCUACAGCGGCCCUGUGCCGAAACCCCUGCCACCCUGCACUGAGCCCACACCAGACGAGCAAUACCGUCAGCUCAUGGAAGAGAAAAAAAAUGAAAUUGGGGAACGCGAGCAGCGCCAUGCGGAGAAUACGGCUGGUGCGUCAGGCAGUAACGUUGACUCGUCCAAUGUUGUUGGAUUGUUUUCCAACGCCGCCACAAAACUCCGAAAUGUUGCACAGCAGGUGACGCUCAAGAUAGAGCGUGCAAGUACGGAGGUGUCAAGUGCGACGGGUGCCGCAGUGCGGCAAGUGGAACGGCAGCUCAAUGUUGACCGUUUUCUCAGCAACUUUCCGGAGCUUGGCGCAAUGGGGGAGAUACUGUUGGCGGACUACGCAUGUACGGCGAUAAACGGAGGGCAGCGCGUGAGUGGUCACAUGCACAUCACCAAAAAUUAUCUCUGCUUCAGCGCGCCAGGCUCGUCGGUGAUUAAUCAGUUGGCCACUGCAGUGUUAAAGGAGAGCGGUGUCGGUUCCGACAACAACCCCGUGUUGGGCAUUCGUCAGAUUAUUCCACUUACUGAAAUUGCCUGCAUUUUGCUCUCCGUCGCUCUUGAGACGGUGGACCAUCGGCCUCCGUUUUUCCUGCCGCUUCCUGCCUCAUACGUGCGGCCCACAGGCCUGCAAAUAUACACAACAAAGCAACAACUUUUUCAGUUCCUUGCCUUUGAGAGUAUUGCAGCAAAGGCCGGGUCUGUUUUCACAGACGCCGUAAAAGGCCUCCCAAUUCAGCGCGCGUACAAUUACUUGGACCAUGCGUGGCGUGCCUCGACCUCCGUGCCGCUUCCAGGCGUGAACUACGCAAGUUGA
Molecule: messenger RNA, 906 nt
Organism: Trypanosoma cruzi
Lineage: Eukaryota; Euglenozoa; Kinetoplastea; Trypanosomatida; Trypanosomatidae
Exons: 1
Coding region: 1-906 (301 amino acids)
Source: RefSeq, a predicted model, not a curated record